UUUUGUUGUGGAAAGACCACAGAAGGAACUUGCGAGGAGGUUUUAGAACUUAGCUGAAAGUGCUAGAAAGCAAAGAAAAUACCAAGGCAAUGGCGGAAGGAGGCUCAGUUAAUAUGGAGGAGCUGCACAUGUCGUUCAGGAAGUUUGCGAUGCACGGGGACACCAAGGCGAGCGGAAAUGAAAUGAACGGGAAGAACUGGGUCAAACUCUGCAAAGACUGCAAAGUCAUCGACGGCAAAUCUGUCACUCCCACAGACGUGGACAUUGUCUUUUCAAAAGUAAAACCCAAGGCAGCCCGGGUGAUCACUUUUGAAGAGUUUAAAAAUGCCUUGGCCGAAAUUGCCCUGAAGAGAUUUAAAGGCAAAAGUAAGGAGGAAGCGGUUGAGGCAGCUUACAAGCUGAUUGCAGGAAAAGACCCAGCUAAUGUUGGCGUAACAAAAACAACAAAGGCUGGUGCUGUUGACAGACUAACCGAUACGUCUAAGUACACAGGAUCUCAUAAAGAACGUUUCGAUCAAAGUGGUGCUGGCAAAGGGAAGAUGGGACGAGAGGAUAUAAUUGAUAACACAGGCUAUGUGGGAGCUUACAAGGGGCAUGGGACCUACAAUGAAAAAUCAAAAGAAAAGUGAUUGUAAAUGGUCUAGUUUGUAAGGAGAUGGGGAAAUCGUUUGGUAAUUUCCAGAAUCUAUAUUAAGUAAACAGUAUUUAUGGGACAUCAGCUUAUUCUUCUUGACUUUCCUAAAACAUAUUGUAACAAUAACUGCACUUCAAUUAAAAUAUAUUAAUUCCCCGUGGCUAUGAUAAGGAUAUAUUAAUGAUAAUAGAUGCAGCACUUGAUAAUCCUCAAUGGCAACUAUAUCUGUCACUAAAUGUGUGUAAGUUCUGAGUCACACGGUGGUGAGACUCAUACCAGCAAAACUAAGCCUAAUAAACAAUUGCAAGCUAUAUUGCAAGUUUAUUCUGAAGAUGCAUCUGCUUCAGCACAACUUUCCCCCAGUGUCCAACGUGAUCUUGUUGAGAGUAACUUUCACAAAUUGUCUCAGGAAGUGAGGUGAGGUUCCAAAAAAAAACAUUCAUCAAGCACAUCAAUAUCACAAAAUGAGAGAGGGAGAGAGAAAAAACACAUGUUAAAACUGGAACAUUAUAGGGAGUCGAAAACGAUCACAUUUACUGUAUGCACUUCCUCCAUUUAGAACUUAAUCUCAAACCAUUAUCAGCACACUUGUGGCACUUGUUAUUUUACAGCGCUCCGAGAUAUUAUUCUACACGAAGGCUGCUCCAUAUUGUGCAAAUAUUUUCUGCAUUUCCUCAUUGGUUUCUCUGCAUCUUUAGCUCGAGAAAAGCUAGAGAAAAGAAAAUUCUGCACAAAUAAAUAAUCCAGGAACAAUGAACCCUUUUGAUAACUAUUUUAUAUUUUAAAAAAAAGUUAUGCUUUUCAACACUUCUCUUUUUAAAGGACUCCGUUGAUUUUUUCAGGAAUACAAAUUUAUGAUAUUCGAGACGAAGAGAACAACCGUUUUUGAUAAUAUAAUAUUUUUUGAAUAAAAGAAAAGAUUUUAAACUAGCUAAAUAUUCUAAUACAUCAGAGUGCCAUUAUGAAUAAUUUGGAGUUCUGUGUUCUUCUAAUUAUCCUUGUAUCACUAAUAACUUUUGGUAAAUACGGUAAUUUUUUUGUUCCCAAAUGCCUGACUUUUAAUGCUGCAUUUCGUUCAUAAUAAAAAGGCUUGACAUU
This is a messenger RNA of Callorhinchus milii (elephant shark), 1732 nucleotides long. Its product is annotated as tubulin polymerization-promoting protein family member 3-like. Gene Ontology annotation, cellular component: microtubule. Lineage: Eukaryota; Metazoa; Chordata; Chondrichthyes; Chimaeriformes; Callorhinchidae. Gene Ontology annotation, biological process: microtubule polymerization; positive regulation of protein polymerization; microtubule bundle formation. Gene Ontology annotation, molecular function: tubulin binding. The record is from RefSeq and is marked provisional.